ACUGGUUUGGCAAAACGAUUCGCUCAGCCCGUUUUGUUUGACAUGUUUUGACACGGACAAAACCAAGGAUCGUCAUAGACAAUUUGAUCAAAAGUCCUGGUGAAAGCACCGGGAGUAUUGAGACAAUCAAGAUGCAGCCCAGAACGCGUCCUAUUCAGAAAUUUGCUCAGACUGUGUCACAAUGCUCUACUGAGGCUGCUCUUUACGGCAAAUGCAUCGUUGCAGACUACAACUCGGUUCACAAGGACAAAUGCAAACAGGAGUUUAUGAAACUCAAGGACUGCUACCUUGCCGCAGCAAAAAAGCCACGAUGAGUUGGGCAUCUGAUUUAGGCACAUAGAAUGAUGUUGUGCAACUUUCUUUUUUCUUUCUCUUUUGCUGCCAUUAGAUACAAACACUCUUAGUCUCCGGUCCAAUUAGGCACUGUCUUCACACGCCUUUGCAUGCUCUUAUUUUGUCUCACCAACAUCUUUUACAUGCACAUCCAUUCACAGGAUUUAGACUAGUUAAGAGACGUAUCUCCCCAUCAAAGCUUCAGCAACCGGAGCCUGAACGUAGCCUUCUGGAC
Pyricularia oryzae 70-15 is the source of this 568-nucleotide messenger RNA. RefSeq lists its product as uncharacterized. Gene Ontology annotation, cellular component: mitochondrion. The record is from RefSeq and is a predicted model, not a curated record. NCBI's taxonomy places the organism in Eukaryota, Fungi, Ascomycota, Sordariomycetes, Magnaporthales, Pyriculariaceae. Gene Ontology annotation, biological process: mitochondrial respiratory chain complex I assembly. Bases 132 to 314 code for a protein of 60 amino acids. The transcript has 3 exons.